This is a messenger RNA of Helicoverpa zea (corn earworm), 471 nucleotides long. RefSeq names its product FUN14 domain-containing protein 2-like. The record is from RefSeq and is a predicted model, not a curated record. Gene Ontology annotation, cellular component: mitochondrial outer membrane. The transcript has a single exon. Lineage: Eukaryota; Metazoa; Arthropoda; Insecta; Lepidoptera; Noctuidae. Gene Ontology annotation, biological process: autophagy of mitochondrion. The coding region runs from base 76 to 471 and encodes 131 amino acids.
ACCUGUCAAAACAAACUCAAAAAAGCAACAAUUUUGCAUCUAAAGCUGUAUAGUAAAACAAAAAAAUGUGUGCCAAUGGCCCGUCCGAUCCCGAACAACGAACUCCGUAGCGUAAAACACGAGGACAAGGAUGACAGUCCUAAAGGCAGCCAGUCGAUCCUCGACCUGACGAUAGACAGCAUCAAGAGUAACACAAGCAAGAACCUGAUCGUGGGCACGGCGUCGGGGUGGGCGACGGGCGUGGCGGUGGUGCGAGUGGGGCGCGUGGCCGCCUUCGGGCUGGGCGGCGGCAUCAUCCUGCUGCACUUCGCGUGCGAGUGCGGCUACCUGCACGUGAACUGGGAGCGCGUCAAGCAGGCCGCCGGCGAGAGCCAGGCCUGUCUGGAGAAACUUCUCCGCUUCGUCAAUAGGAACAGCUGCUUCUCCGUCGGAUUUUUUGGGGGCUUCUUCUUCGGCGUGGCUUCCACGUAA